Messenger RNA from Beta vulgaris subsp. vulgaris (sugar beet), 1311 nucleotides. Its product is annotated as probable thiol methyltransferase 2. The coding region runs from base 123 to 932 and encodes 269 amino acids. NCBI's taxonomy places the organism in Eukaryota, Viridiplantae, Streptophyta, Magnoliopsida, Caryophyllales, Amaranthaceae. Gene Ontology annotation, molecular function: S-adenosylmethionine-dependent methyltransferase activity. The record is from RefSeq and is a predicted model, not a curated record. The transcript is spliced from 8 exons.
GCUUAAAAAAUUGAUUUAAACUUUGUAAAGAGAGCUUAAAAAAUUGGAGGGUAUUACAAAAAAACUAAAUUGUUUUUGUUAAUCGCUUCAUAUUACACGUCUACACUCUUGAAUCUUGAUUAAUGGGCAUACUGUCGUCCUUUCUCUUGCCCCUCCUCUUUAGACCUCCACCGGCGUCGGCGCCCGGAAUUCGAUUUCUUCCUCGGUUUUAUCACCGAGUAGCAGCCCCAUUAAUGGCGGCGCAUAAAAGAUCCGGAGAAAAUUCACCGGGCACUAUUCAAUUCAGCCCUGCCGUCGACAAAAUGCAAGAAUCGCUUCACUCAAAUCCCACUGAUGGGUGGGAUAGAUGUUGGGAGGAAGGAUUAACGCCGUGGGAUUUGGGGAAACCAACCCCAAUUCUGCAACAUCUUCUCCAAACAGAUUGUGUUCCUAGGGGCAGAGUUCUUGUCCCUGGAUGUGGUAGUGGUUAUGAUGUGGUGACACUAGCAUCUUCUGAGCGCUACGUUAUUGGAUUGGACAUAUCAGAGGUUGCCAUAAAAAAAGCAAGAAGGCUGGCGAUAUCAUCCCCUAAUGUGAACUAUGUCUCCUUUCUGCAAGCAGACUUUUUCACUUGGGAGCCUACUCAGAUGUUUGAUCUCAUCUUUGAUUACACAUUCUUUUGUGCCAUCGAGCCAAAGAUGCGGUCAGCUUGGGCAACUCGUAUGGGAGAUCUCUUAAAGCCAGACGGAGAGCUAAUAACCUUAAUGUUUCCGAUUGAUGAUCAUGAUGGUGGACCUCCAUACAAAACAUCUGUUGUCGACUAUGAGGAGGUGUUGUGUCCCCUGGGUUUCCAUGCCAUAUCUAUUGUCGAGAAUGAGCUUGCAGUCGACCCUCGUAAGGGAAGGGAGAAGCUUGGAAGGUGGAAAAGGACGACAAGAGCAUCUCUCUUAUGAAUUGGUCAAAGACUUUGCAAAAUAUACAAAAGGGUAUUUUGUAUAGCCAACAUAAGUGCGGGUGCGAGGUAUGAUUAAAUCAGCAUGAUGCAUGGAUUGUAUAAUCUAUGAACAAGAGUAUAUUGUUACAAUGUUUGUGACAACUACCGCGGUAUUUUAGGUAUUCUCUCACCAUAUAGGGAGAGUGAUUGGGAAGAAAUUUGAAGCAUGCAGUGUAGCACUACUCGUCGUGCCUGUUGUUUCCGAUAUGUGAAUAGAAUAUUACUUAUUAGAUACCAGAAACUUGUGUUUUGGAUAGAUGUGUAUCUAAUGAGUACAUGAUUUAUGAAGGUCAAAUGAGGAAGUACCUUCACGUUACUGGCGUAUUAUAUCGAGAUAA